Messenger RNA from Cladocopium goreaui, 5754 nucleotides. NCBI's taxonomy places the organism in Eukaryota, Dinophyceae, Suessiales, Symbiodiniaceae. The record is from the annotation of a GenBank genome assembly.
AUGAGUUCUGGGGAUCUCCAACAACUCUCAGAACGAGUGGCCUUGUUGGAGUUGCAACUUGCUGAUUUGACAUCAGCCUUCAACCAGUUUCGGUUGAAUUCCAGACAGCCUUCCAGAAGUACUUCAGAGUUUCAUCUGGUCACAUCUCCUAGCAGAGACGGCGCCGGCUCAGUGGGAGCAGGUUCCGUGGCUUCGUCUGGCUACAACGUCCUGGCUGAAGAGAUCCCUACGUUGCCCGAUUUUGCUGCUAGGCUGUGUUCUAACCUCACUGGUGGAUCUUUGUGUGGGCGUGAAAGAGCACGGAGAGCGUGGGAGUCAGGUUGGUGGGCACGGUUUUGCUUGGAGGGAAGGCUGCAGAAGCCCCGUCCAUCAAAGCCCUGUGAUCUGGCCAACUCUUGCUACGUGGUGUUGCGAGCUGAAGGCUACGACUGCCCUUUGCUUGUCACCCGGGCAGCUGACUACAGAGCCAUUGUCAAGGAGUUCAAAGGAGACUCCCUAUCACACGGCUUCGCUUCACAAUCAGAAGCCAAGGUGUAUUGCCUGGGAGCAGGCGUGGAAGAGGCCUAUGUCCUCUUUUGGCCCCCAGAUGCUGCAAGUUUCGAAGAGGCUAUGGCAAGUUUGGCAGUGGUGAUUAUGAAGCGGGUUGGAGGCCUGCUGUUGGCGGUCCCUGUGGGAUUCAUUCCUUUGGAAGAGCUCCAAGGUGCUGCUACGACAGAGGAGGACAGUCUCAUAGGUCCGUUCACUACGUUGUCAGUUCCCGCAGUUCACAUGGAAGAGGGCGGCCCUACGCCCUAUGGUUCAGACAUAGAAGUGCAGGUGGUAGAUUUUGCAGACCGAGUCACACAUGGCUUAGUCAAGUUUUCAGAUGCGCAGGUUGCAGAAGAGCUUGUGGUGGGAUUCACGGACGAGUCCGCGGUGGUGCCAGAUCCAACCACCCUCCUGAGGUACGCCAUGGAGUGGGCUGCUGCUUCGGCCGCCCAGAGGGCCAACUUCUACUCUGCGGACGAGGGCGCGCCAGAGGGACAGCCCCCAAAGCAGGCCGCCAAGGCAAAGGCUGCCAAGGCGAAGAGGCCGUCUACAGCUCAGGUCACAGCAGAGCACAUCUCAAGAAUGGCUUCGCUGCUUCCAGCUAUGGCGGCCCAGCUGACCGAACUGCAGCAGAACCAGAUAUCACUACAGCAACAGAUGGAUCUGCAAGCUGGCCAGCCCCAGCCUCGGCCAAGUCAGAUGCCUGUUUCAAUGAGCCCCCAGCAGUUUGCAGGGAUCGUUGGUGCUCCUCCCAAGACCAAAGGCUUGGCGCUAUCUCAUCCUCCUCCUCCUCCUUCAAAGCGAGUGGGGUUGCAGUUGGACUCUCCGCUGACAGUUCAAGAGCAGGCAGAGGAAGGGGUACCAGAAGUAGAUAUGUCUCCUUUGGCGCUGGCGAUGCUGGAGCAGAGCAGAGCGCUCACAGCGAUUAUGGCCCACCUCGCUCAAGGGGAUCCCCUCCUGGACACCCAUGCUUCAGGGACUUCCACAUCGUCCAGGGGGGCCCAAGGAAGAGAAAAGCUGCAAAGAGAGCUAUCAGAUCGGACAGGGAGUUUCUUUUUGACCGUGAUGCAAAACAUGUUCAAGAGAAUGAAGCCGGCUUCAUCCGUCCCCAAGACAAUCGAAGAGCUGGCGAGCACAGACCUGUCAAUGGUCCACUAUCUAGAGCGUUUUGGAGGAUACGGCAAUGUGCGAGACAUGGGCAUCUGCCAAUAUGCACUCAGCUUUGUGGUGGACCUAGCUCUCAAGGGCGAUCUUCAGGGCCUCAGAGAGCAUCUGGCUCUGUUGGUGGUGGCGAUCGAGCAGUAUGCUCAGGACGGGAAGUGGGACUUAGGUUUCAUGCUGACGCUGCUGGAAGACCCACCGCCCCAGAUGUGGAGCUAUCGGAACCCUGUUGGAGCUCAGACAGGGAGGCUGCGGGCAUUUGCUCCGCUUUGCCCGCAGCGCUGGGCCACUAUUCAGCUGGCCUACCUGAAGGAGAUAGAUUUCAUCCACAACAGGCGGCAGGAGACAACAAAGAAGGAGGCACCACACCAGCCUUCUCAGCCUGGGCCAAAGAGGGGCAUUUCGGCGUCUGGCGGCUUUGAUUCUGGGAAGCUGGAGGAGGACUAUGGGAGAAAUUCAGGGGCCUUUUGCAGUGAUCACAAAGAUGAGCCUCGGUCCCUUGAUGCAUGGGUCAAAGCUCUGGUGAAGGCAUUUUUGAAGUCAGACACAAAGUUUGCACUGAUUGAGGCACUUGUCAGAGCAGGCGGCCCGACAGGGAUUUUCUCAGCCCUGGGUUGUGGUCGCAAGAGUUUUCAAUUAGAUGCAAGACUGGAUGAACUUUUGGAGGCCCUGCGAAGUCUGGGCCUAGGAGAUGGGUCAAGGUAUUGCCGUGAGACUGGAGCUGUCGAUGUCCCGGUUGUCAACGACAAAGAUGAGCUGAGGCCAUACCGGGCACUGGAUCCCUCAAGGCUUAAGCUUACUGGUGAGGCUCAGUGGGAUUGCAGGGCAUUUUUGUCUGACCUGCUCUUCAUGCCCUUUGUGGAACCCCUCAUCAAUACGUUUGACGUCGAGCCUCCCUUGGAAUUUUGCCCUGAUUUUUCUACAAUUUCAGAGGAUUUGGUGGUUGAUCUGUGCAAAGUUUGGGAUGUUAGAGGGCUGCUGAAGAUAUUCCCCCGGUCCUUCGGGCCUGAAACUGAAGUGGGAUGCACAAAGGUCUUCAACAAUUUCAAGUCAGCAUCUACCGAUCGUCAGAUUGGUGACCGCCGCUCCCAAAACUUCAGGGAAGGCAGGAUUCAGGGACCCUCAGCAAGUUUGCCUACUGGGUCUGCCUUGCUUGCACUAGCUCCUUUGCGUUAUUGUGAGCAGCUAAUUGGAUGUGUGGCCGAUAGACGAGACUUCUAUCACCAGUUUCAAGUUACUGAUGAGAGGGCGGUCACAAAUUGCUUGUAUCCUACAGUCCCUCUUGCAAAGCUGAUAGAGACUAGGGCUGCAGCAGUUUUCCAUCAGCAGUUUGUUGCGAACAAGAAGGCGAAGAGCCGGGAAGAGCAUGGUGACUUUCUGCAUGGCCCCCCCGUUUCUCUCUGGGCUGAUGAAGGAGCAAAGGUUUGUGUGGCAUUUGCUUCAAUUUUCCAAGGUGAUCACCUUGGGGUAGAAAUAGCCACAGAUGCUCAUUCAAGGUUGCUGGCUGAACAUGGGCUGCUCAAUCACGGUUCAAGAUUGCUGUCUGGUGGUGCCAUUUGGGAGAAACGCCUUGGGCUGGGGCUGGUCAGUGCGCUGGUUGCGCAGAGCCGUCGAACAUCGGAUGCUUUGCAUGCUACUUUGGUGGGCUCAUGGAUUUCAGUGCUCACUUUUAGACGUCCAGCAAUGGCAUUGGUCAAUGAGCUUUUCAAGGUUGUUCACCCUAGCAUGCUUGAUACGGCACAGCCUGUCUUGCAUAGGCUGUCGCAUGAUGCUGCAGAGGAGCUCCAGCUUUUGGCAGCCCUGGCACCAGUUUUGGCUUCGAAUGUGGCUUUACCGUUUUCACCCACAGUCUAUGCAACUGAUGCCUCUUCAUUGAAGGGAGGCAUAGCGGAAGCCAAUGUCCCUGAAGAACUGGCAAAGAUCCUUUGGCGCACUGCUGAUCAUAAAGGAGCUAAUUUGCCCUUGCUGUCAAAACCAGCAGCAGUCCUCUAUGAGCAUGACAGAGACUAUGAGCCUGAUUUUUCUGAAUAUCAGGACAAGCCUGAGGCCAGCGAUGCGCAGCAUGCAGCCAUUCCCAGACCUAUUGGCCUGAGGUUUCAGUUCCUGGAGAUUUGUGGAGGUGCAGGGAAGGUCACGCAGAAGUUGGUUAAGCUUUCAGUUGUUUGUGGACCGGUUUUUGAUUUGAGCCACUCCAAGCACUUCAAUUUGGCUGAUAGCAGGGUCUUGCAAUGGAUCAUCUUCAUGCUCGAGUCAGAUCGGCUAGACAGUUUUCUUGUGUCUCCUCCAUGCACUACAUUCUCCCCUGCUGCCCCUCCUUGCGUGAGGUCUUAUAAGAUACCGAGGGGCUUCAAACAAGAUCUCUUCAAAGUUUGGCUGGGAAACAAGCUGGCGUUUGCGGCUAUCACCUUGCUUUUUGUUGCGCUGCGGCUUCACAAGCUUGGCAUGGGAGAGCAGCCCAGGAGGAGCAAGAUGAGAUGGUUAGCUGAGUGGUUGCGCCUCCUUGCCAUGGGGGCUGAAGAAAGUUUUGUGGCGUCGUGCUAUUUUGGUAGCCCUCACCAGAAGGAGUUUUGCUUUGUGGGGGUUCACAUGCACAUGAGGCUUUUGUCAAGGAGGUGCACAAGGGAUCAUCAGCAUGUGGUCAUCCAGGGCCGAUACACAAAGCCCUCUGCCACCUAUACGGACCAGUUGGCGGAGCAUUUGGCCCAGUUCUUUUAUGACCAUUUGACAGCUGUGCAAAGGACUCGCAGACGCCUGGACCUUGAUGUAGGUGGCCUCGAAUCUGUUCUGUCCAAUGAUGUUUUACAGGGCUUGCAGUGGGAAGCAAAAGACUCAUGGAAGUGGAAAGGAGCUUCUCACAUCAACUUGCUUGAAACAUCUGCAACGCUGAAGCUGUAUAGAUGCCUAGCACUUGAAGGUGGUGACAGCAGAUUUGUGUACUUCGGUGAUUCACACGUGUCACGGAGUGCAUUGGCAAGAGGGCGUACCUCUUCACUUGCCCUUCGCCCAAUGCUCAAGCGGGCGGCAGUUCUUUGCUUGGGUUUUGGACUUUACCCUGCUGGAAGGUUUGCACCAACAAGAUUGAAUCCCGCAGAUGCACCCUCCAGAGAUGGGGAGAUUGAAGAGGACUCCGAGUGGACGAUGGACUUCGAUUCCACCCUGGGUUUCCCUGGAGAGGGACCACAGCCGUUUGGAUUUUCACUCUUUUGGAUUUUCCUUUUCACUAGUUGGUUGAGUUGUGCCACUGUGGGGAAUCCUAGGGGCGCUAGCCAUGGCGAUGCUGCGCGCAUGAAAGCCCGUGCGGGCGUGAUUCUGGAGGAUGGGCGAAAGGUCACGCAGACCACCAAUCUGACGCGGGAAAAGCUGUUUGAGAAGUUCUGCUCAUGGUUGUUGGAAAGGGGUCUCAGCAUAGAGCAGCUGUUAUUCACGAAUGCAGUUGACAUUGACCAGCUGAACAAGAUACUCUGUGAAUAUGGCAGGAUUGGAGAAGUCUUCAAUGCAACAAGAGCUGACCUCAUCACACCUGCAGAUGUAGGAGGUUCCAUUGACUACGUGAUGCUCCGCAUUUGGGAGCCCAAAACAAGGUUCCGCGCUGCCAGACAUCAAAUGAGCAAGAUGGAGCAGCCAGAUUUGAUUGAGGUUGUGCGGAUUGGCCUGGGCGACUUGCGAGCUGACGAGCGAUUGUGGCCAUACUCAGGCCCUACUCUGAGACUGCGCCUUACCAAGAUUCUGUCAAGGCUUGGUCUUCCAAUUAAGGGAGGUGGAAAGCCCCAGGCUCUCUCGCUGGCCAGUCUCAGGCCGGGGGGAGCUACUUGGUUGAUCACACAGACAGAGUCGGCGGAACUAGUACGUCGAAGAGGAAGGUGGGUCAGCUACAAAGUCAUGGAAUGCUAUCUGCAAGAAGUCACGUAUAUGACUUACCUCAACGAGAUUGACCCAGGUGCGAAGAAAUUCAUCCUGCAGGCAUUGAGAGCUUUUCCCUCGCUUCUCAAGGCCAUAAUUAAAUUCAAAAGCUGCAAGAUUCCUGAGAACACGUGGUUCCUACUUUUGAGCAAAAGCCCAGACUAA